Messenger RNA from Lodderomyces oxycetoniae, 2109 nucleotides. Its product is annotated as beta-mannosyltransferase. Gene Ontology annotation, molecular function: mannosyltransferase activity. Bases 1 to 2109 code for a protein of 702 amino acids. The record is from RefSeq and is a predicted model, not a curated record. The transcript has a single exon. NCBI's taxonomy places the organism in Eukaryota, Fungi, Ascomycota, Pichiomycetes, Serinales, Debaryomycetaceae.
AUGCUUCGGAGGGUUCUUUUGCUUGUGGCGUUGGCAUUUUCGGUUAUCUUUCCGAUACAUUUACUUUUCCAGUAUAAAACAAUUGGAGAUAGUUUGCAAAUUUUUGAUAAAAUCAAGCUUCAACCGUUUACACAAGAAAGCGUCCAACCGCAACAGGAGACAUACUUGACCUCGUCCAUUAUCAUAUUUCCCAAAGGUUUCCAAAUUGAGGGGUUAUACCACAACAAACAGCUUGUUGACGGGAAGAAAGUGAUCACGUAUCAGGGGAACUCAUCAGCAUUGACUUAUGAGCAACUCCAAAUGCCUAGAAAACCUCACCAGAUUCAAUUAUUUAACUCUAUACAUAAAGGUGCAUGUCAUGAAUUGUUAGAGCUGCGAGAAUUAGUCAUCAGUGACAAUCUUGUGUUUGACGACGAUUUCAAAACCAUGGCUGAAAUAUUAAUUCACCAAUUGAAAACUCAGGAGCCAUUCAAGGAGUUGUUCAAAUUUUUCAGCAAUUUACCUCAAAUAAUUAAAGAAAGGACUUUGCGCAAGCAUUUUUACAAGUUCUCAGGCACGUCCGUGUGGCUCAAAGAUUACGGCGUUCAUUUUAUGGUUAGUCGUGUGAUGUACUCUCCUCAAGGAUUGAAAUGGAAGUGUAACAUUUCAUUAAUGUAUGUUCAGAUAUAUGAUGUUAAUUGGCAAGAGUUGACUAAUGUUGAAUUGAUGAUACCGGUAAUGACCUCCAAGGGAUACAGGGAAGAUCAAAACUUGAGAUUUCCUCAGUUUUCACCUAUGCCAUUUUAUUUUAAUCAUCAAGAGACGAAGAAAAGGUGGUACGGUUUAGAAGACAUUAGGAUUAUGUUGGUUGAAAACGAAAUGAAACAAGAAGAACCGAUGAUCAUUUUCAAUUCCCAACAUCGAAGCAUAAAGAACCACACAAUGGAUGACAAGAUGGAUUUGCAAAUGAUUACAAAUUUUGAAAUCCACAGAUCCAUGUUUGUUGGAUGGCCAUUCAGAUACCAGUUGGGGAAACUCAACUGCGAUGGGAUUCCUAACCUCAAGUUUGAUCAUAUACACUAUAAUGCAGUUUCCGAGUUAAGAAUUGCAAACCAAGAAAGGAAACCAAUAGAGAAAAACUGGGCUCCGUUUAUUGACCCCAGGGAAAGAUUUUCUGAUGGUCCAGGUGACAAGUUUAUCUACUUUGUCUACAGGUGGGACAGUUUUGAAGUUUUAAAGUGUGAAUUGAAGAGGAUCUCUAAUGGCGAUAUUAGCAACUGUUUAUUUAUCUACAAAGAACUGGAAGAACUGAAAGAACUGAAAGAACUGAAAGAACCGAGAGAACUGGAAGAACUGGAAGAACUGGAAGAACUGAAAGAACUGGAAGAACCGAAAGAACUGGAAGAACCGAAAGAACUGGAAGAACCGAAAGAACUGGAAGAACCGAAAGAACUGGAAGAACCGAAAGAACUGGAAGAACCGAAAGAACUGGAAGAACCGAAAGAACUGGAAGAACUGGAAAUCGACACUAGUGCUAAAAUUGGGCCCAUUCGAGGCGGAACCGAAAUAAUUCCCGUUUCUUCACUUGAUUCUUCGUAUUCCGGGCAAGAUGUAUGGGUUGGAUUUUUACGUGCACACAUUGAUCAUUGCGGUUGUGGCAAAGCAAUGUAUCGUCCCAAUUUUUUUAUACUAAGCAGGGUAGAAAAUGGCGAUUUCAAGGUUCUUUAUUUGUCCUCGUCAAUAUCUUUCAACAUUUCAGUUCCAGGGUGGAGAGAUCGUGAUAUACAGUGUGCUAAGAAAGACCCUAAUGUGUUGAUACCCAACGGCAUAUCACUGUGGCAAAUUGAUCCAUACACCAAGCAGGACGUAUUGAGCUUAACAUUUAGUGUAGCCGAUGAAAGUAAUAGCAUGAUUCACAUUUAUGGAAUAAAAAGAAUAAUUGAUGAAUUGGUUGAAAUUGGUAGAUCUAGAGAUUUGGAUGGUGAGGAAAUGGGAACAAAUAAAGCACUAAUGGAUUGUGUUUUGGAAGCAAGUAUACAGUUUUGUAAGGAGUAUGAAGCUGAGCAGACGAGGUUGGGAACUACUGAAGAUGUGCUUCUAGCCAAACAGAAUGAUGGUAAGGAGAAGUAG